This is a messenger RNA of Notolabrus celidotus (New Zealand spotty), 1865 nucleotides long. RefSeq names its product oxytocin receptor (gene oxtra). The record is from RefSeq and is a predicted model, not a curated record. Lineage: Eukaryota; Metazoa; Chordata; Actinopteri; Labriformes; Labridae. Gene Ontology annotation, cellular component: membrane. Gene Ontology annotation, biological process: regulation of systemic arterial blood pressure by vasopressin; positive regulation of vasoconstriction; female pregnancy. Gene Ontology annotation, molecular function: peptide binding; oxytocin receptor activity; vasopressin receptor activity. The coding region runs from base 129 to 1310 and encodes 393 amino acids. The transcript has 2 exons.
UCACCACGCGUGUGGUCACCUUUGUUGACGCGAGGAAGAGUUUGCCACUUCUCACCCCUCAGGUGACAGUUUCUGCCGUUGCAUGACUGCACAACCCUGACGCAUCUGCAGCGGACCAGACUGCGGCAAUGGAAAGUGUCUCCAACGAAAGUGACUUUUGGCAGUUUAACGAUUCCUGGCGGAACUCAAGCUUUCCUAACGGGACCAGUUUGUUGAACCAGACGAACCCUCUGAAGCGGAAUGAAGAGGUGGCGAAGGUGGAGGUGACUGUGCUCGCGCUGGUGCUGUUUCUGGCACUAGCGGGGAACCUGUGCGUCCUGCUGGCCAUCCACACCACCAAACACAGCCAGUCCCGCAUGUAUUACUUUAUGAAGCACUUGAGCAUCGCAGAUCUAGUUGUGGCCAUAUUUCAAGUUCUCCCUCAACUGAUUUGGGACAUUACAUUUCGGUUUUACGGACCAGACAUUCUGUGCAGGUUGGUGAAAUACCUGCAGGUCGUUGGGAUGUUCGCCUCCACCUACAUGUUGGUUUUAAUGUCAGUGGACAGGUGUUUGGCCAUUUGUCAGCCUCUGCGUUCUUUGCACAGGAGAAAAGACCGUUUCUAUGUGAUAUUCUCCUGGGUGCUGAGCCUGCUCUUCAGUAUCCCGCAGAUGUUCAUUUUCUCCCUGAUAGAGGUCGCCCCACCGGGAUCAGGGGUGUAUGACUGCUGGGGAGACUUCGUCAAGCCAUGGGGGGCCAAAGCUUACAUCACAUGGAUCAGUCUCACCAUAUACAUCAUUCCAGUAGCGAUAUUGAGCAUUUGUUACGGGUUGAUAAGCUUCAAAAUAUGGCAAAACUUUAAACUCAAAACCCGGCGGGAUCAGUGUAUCAGCCUGACGCCCAAAACCUCCAAAUGCAACACGCUUGCGCGUGUGAGCAGCGUGAAGCUCAUCUCCAAGGCGAAGAUAACCACAGUGAAAAUGACUUUUGUGAUCGUCGUGGCUUAUAUCGUCUGUUGGACCCCCUUCUUCUCUGUACAGAUGUGGUCUGCGUGGGAUCCAGCUGCGCCACGUGAGGCCAUGCCCUUCAUUAUCUCCAUGCUGCUAGCCAGCCUCAACAGCUGCUGUAACCCCUGGAUCUACAUGUGCUUUGCCGGGCAUCUGUUCCACGAUCUGAGGCAGAACUUUCUGUGCUGUUCCUCCCGCUACCUCAAGUCGUCCCAGUGUCACUGUGAGCGUGACUUUGACUCGAGUCACAAGAGCAACUCCUCCACCUUUGUCAUUAAGAGCACGAACAGCCAGAGGAGCAUCACACAGACUUCCACCACCUAGUACUAUACCUUCUCUUCCCUUUUUAAGCUGCUCAGUCUGCCUUUCACCACAUACUGUCAACCAUAAGAUGCGAAGCAGUCGAGAGGAGAGACAACAAAAGAUUGAUUCUUUCAUUUUCAUUACUUAACAAUGUAAAGUGAAAACUGAGUUGUAAAGCAGAAAGAUGUACAGAUUGUUAUUAAGGGUGAGAUACUUUGACCAUACAAACUUGCACGAUAAUCAUUUAUCAAGCUGAGCAAUCAACAGAGUUAAUGUUUCUGUUUGUAUUUGGAUGUACAGUUUAUAAAUUCAAAUAUUUGCAGUGCAGAAAAAGGAAAGGAAUUGAGAAUAUUUCAAUGAUAUUCAAUCUUUGUCACCCACACUAUCGCUUCAGUUGAUGUCAGACAGCUUAUGGGCUCUUUUUGUCUGUGUUUUGAUGAAGUUCAUCCCCUGUUAUAAAUAUCUGUACGACGUUGUUCACUUUGUUACAAAUGCAAUGAAUGAAUUGCAUACAUGUAAACUGUUACUUGAGCUAUUGUUGGAUGUGGUAUGUCAUGGCUGUCACUGCUAAUGUUU